Ambispora leptoticha is the source of this 192-nucleotide messenger RNA. The record is from the annotation of a GenBank genome assembly. NCBI's taxonomy places the organism in Eukaryota, Fungi, Glomeromycota, Glomeromycetes, Archaeosporales, Ambisporaceae.
AACCCUAAUGAUCCUAAUGAUACUAGUGAUAUUACUAUGCUAGUAAAUACCGCAGUAGACCUCCUAUCCGAACCUAUUAAUAUAGAUAUCCUCUUAGAUACUUUCCUAACAGAAGAACCAGAAAUCAACCCAACUCUAACCACCACCCCUCCUGAACCAGAAACCAGACAAGAUACUGAAGUUUACCAAAAA